GGUGCAUUUUCAUUCUGUGUAUUGUUCUCCGGGGCUGGUGAUGCGAUCGCAUUGUGCUGAGUUUUGAAGAGUGCGAGCAGCACUGCUGAUGUGACUCCCUGGGAACCUACUUUUCCACUGGCCCCGGGAUAAAAUUGGGUGAUUCAUUCUGUGCGGGACGCAGGCGCGUGCAGGGAAGCAGGCACGCUGAGAGCGAUGGGGUUAGAGGAGCUGGGACACUGAAAAACGAUGCAGGAUUCCCCCAGCUCUCUGGUGAUGGAUGGGUACUCCAGCAAUGUGCCAGCCUUCCUAACCAAACUCUGGACGCUGGUGGAAGAUCCUGAAACAAACCAUCUCAUCUGCUGGAGCACUAAUGGCACCAGCUUCCAUGUGUUUGACCAAGGACGCUUUGCCAAAGAGGUGCUGCCCAAGUACUUCAAACACAACAACAUGGCCAGUUUUGUCCGGCAGCUGAACAUGUAUGGCUUCAGGAAGGUGGUGAACAUCGAGCAGGGGGGCUUGGUCAAGCCCGAGCGGGACGACACCGAGUUCCAGCACCUCUGCUUUCUGCAGGGCCACGAACACCUCCUGGAGCACAUCAAGAGGAAGGUGUCAGUGGUGAAAAGUGAGGAGACCAAGAUGCGCCAGGAGGACCUCAGCAGGUUGCUAUACGAGGUACAGAUACUGAGAAGUCAGCAGGAGAACAUGGAGUGUCAAGUGCAGGACAUGAAGCAGCAAAAUGAAGUUCUUUGGCGAGAAGUAGUUUCUCUUCGGCAGAACCACUCACAGCAACAGAAAGUGAUCAACAAGCUGAUUCAGUUUCUGUUUGGCCAGCUCCAAUCCAGCCCCAGCAGCACUGGGAUAAAGAGGAAACUACCUCUGAUGCUUGACAAUGGCAUCUCAGCUCCACAAGUGUCCAAGUUCAGCCGGCAUUUGUCUACAGACCCCCUCCAUGAACCCUAUUUCAUACAGUCGCCAUCAGCAGAACCUGCCUCUUGCUUAAACAGCCCUGCAAUUGCUGGAGGACCCAUCAUAUCUGAUGUUACUGAAGCAUCACCAUCGAACAUAAUAAAUAUGCAAUCCCCUCCUGAAAAUGACAGAGAGAAGUGCCUCAUGCUGAUCAAGGAGGAGCCCGUCAGCCCUGGAGUGAAAGCCACCGCUGAGCCUGAUGUCCCCCUGCCAGGCUGCCGGGCUUGCUCUGAGCCUCCUGUGCUGCCAGUGGCCAUGGUUCAGUCGGUUUUGGAGGGCAAAGGGAGCUGUGGUGCAGCCCCACCAGGGACCUCACAACCACCUGAGAGAAGAGGCAGAAGGGCACUGCUGGACAGAACAGAUAUUUCAGACCCGCUGGAGGGCACCGACUGGAGCGUGGAAGGGCUGCAGCUCCUGCUGAGGAGCCAGCAGUACGGCCUGGAGCCCGCCAGCCUCUUGGAUGUCUUUAAUCCCAAUUUAUCUUUGAGUGAGUGGAAUUUGACUGAAAUGGAAGCCAGUCUGUCUCCGUUUAUAUUUUUGCAUCAAGAUGCAGCGACUCACAGUGGAUCUGGAGAAGAAUGCAACUGAGCUGUCCCCUAAAGUGUUCAACCCACCGCUUAACAACGCCUGCCCAGGGAAAGAUGUCGUUCUUGAAAGUGCCCAGCAAAUCCUCAUUGAUCGUCAGUCAAUCUUUGGCAAUGACCUCGUCAGCUUGCCUGAAAUUUCAUCGCUUUAUGUUCCAUCUGAAAAUAUGGCUUCUUACCUCUCCUCUACGGGUGUCCCUGGGGAUAUCCCACUAAACCUGAGCUCUUCAACUGACAACAACCAGUGAUUUAGCUUCCAAGAAACAUCGUCUCCCUCCCACACAUCCAAGCAUCCACAGGUUUGAAUGUAAAGAAACAAAAGGGAUUCAGAAACCCACAAGAGAGGGGUUUUUUUGUGCCCUUUCUUUUUGCGUAGAUGGAAAUGGUUGGUAGCUGUUGCAUCACCCUCCCUGCACCUGGAUUUCUGUGUUUGCCCAAGAUAAUAAUUUUAAAACAAAAUUCUGCUUCUGGCACUUGGUCCUGUGGGGAGUGAGAACUUGGCAAGAUUAUUCUUUUUUAAUGCUUUCAGAAAUUUCAAAUCUUCUAGUGAAAUUUAAGUAAAGAGUAGUUUGAAAGUGCAUCAGGGACUUCAUAAAAUAAAGUCAUCCUGACUAGUGUCUGCAAUGGCAUACUGUUGGAUGUUAUUGGAGCAACACAGAUUAGCUAAGUUGCCCGACCCUUCUGGAUGCUGUUUUUUAAAUAGGAAAAUACUCCUAUAUGCCAGUCCAAUGCUCUAAAAAUAUUCUAUUAUCCAUUUUCUGGUUUUGAUGGGUUGUUCUUGUGCCUCCCCCAUAUCCUCCUAGGGUGAGGAGGAAAAUUAAGAUCUCUCGGGGUGUGCAGAAGAUCAUUUUCUGAGUGACCACUCCAAUAAUAUGUCUCUGGCUCCUACAGGAGCUACAUACCACCACAGACCCCCAAACAUCCCAUAAUGAGUUGAGAGGGUUUGUUGUUUGUUUUUUUUUUUUUUUUUUAAUUUUUUGUGGUUUUUUUCCCAAAAUUUAUUUUCUCUAACAUAAGGGCAGGGAACCACAUACUUAAAAAAAUUUAAAGGGAUAGACUCUUCUGCACACACAAUUUUCCAUGUGCAAAGAGGACUGAGGGAGCGCACUUCAGGUUUUGGUGCUGGCUGAGUAUUCCAUGUCCAGCGCAAUGAUUUUUUCCUCGGCCUUGACUUGUUCUGUUUCCCCUGAAGAUGUGCCUGUUGGUUUAUUGAUGUAUAAAAUCUUAUGAACCAACUCAAUCUAUUGGAUUCCCUUUUUAGAAGGACUCUCAGCUGCUCAGUGUAGGAGAGAGGCAGAAGGGUUAGUCCACCAUGUCCCACUAACUUUUCUUCUGUCCUUUGUGCAUCUGAGACCAACCUCCAAAGGCUGAAUUAAUCCUCCUCUUCCAUGUGGUUUCUGACAACUGAGUUUCUCAACAAAGCAGAGCUUUGUUUUUUAUGCCGUAGUUCUAAUGAGAAUGUAUUAUUUAUCUCAGUAUCCUCUAAUUCAUAGAAUCGCUUGCGUUGGAAGGGACCUUUAAAGGUCAUCUAGUCCAACCCCACUGCUUUUUAUUAGGAAAGCUACCCAAAUGCAGUGAGACAGACCCAGGAAAUUCAGCUAACUCAGGCCAAAGGGCUUAGUCAGGGAGGUUUAAGCUGUGCCAGUAUCAGUUGAAGAAAUGCUCUGCCACCUUUCAUUGCUGUGAUGAUUCUUGGUUCUAAACCAUAUUUCUGAGCAUCAUGAAUGGUCAAGUAGCAUCCACCCCAAAGUGUAGUCAAUCAGUCAGAUGAAUGCGUUUCAAAUUUUCCUCAAUAAGACAAGGACAUUUGAGAUGGACCUUCCUGUCACAGCCCUUUCCUCCAUCCAUUUAUCAGUAUGUGAACAGAUGUGUUAGUUCAGAAACAUUCACUUUUGAGCACAUUUUUCCCCCGCCAACUCCUGUGUGCUGGGAGCUCUGUCACCACCUUGGCAGAGCAGUCUUUGCAGAAGCGAGGUUGUGAGAGCUUCUGAACUAAUUCCAGCCACUGAUUUUGUGUUCAGGACUAAGGGAAAAUUCAGGCAGUGCCCGUUGGCCUGGUAUUUAGAUGAUGUGCUUGAGUGUAUCAUGGACAAUGUUUUCCUUUUUGGCGGAUUUCUGCCUAGAAAGUUCACCUAGAUCAGCCCAUUUGCCACUUUAUUUUGUCAUUGCCAGUGUUCAAAAGUUGUUGAGUUGUGCUCUGUUUACUUCUUUUCUCACAGGUAAUUUAAAACUGUCUGGUGUCUCAUAUCACCUGACAGUGUGUGUUAUCCCUGUUCGAGAUUUACAUCCUUCUCUGAACCUCCACACUCUAGAUUGCCUUAAUGUUAACACUGAAUGUAUUGAUCCAAUAAGCUAUUUAAGCACGUGCUUAACUUCAAGCUCCUGAGCAGCUUUCUUGUAUUUUUGUGAAACAUAUCACAUGCUUGAGGUUAGACAGAUGCUUUGGUGUCCUACUGGAUUGUCUAGUUGGGGUUGAAGAAUGAACCAUCCUAGGAGAGCUACUUGGAAGGAGGCAGCGGUGCAGCUCAGCCGAGGAGGGUGUCUGACAUCGCAGGCUGCAGCAUUUUUUAAAGUGCCGAGCAGCAAACUGCGCUUGCUGCCAGCAGCCCCUGGGGAUGGUUCUUGGGCAUUUCUUUAGGCUUUUUGCUCUACUAUAAACAUGAGAUUGGAGCUUGAUGGUGAGAGAGGAACCUCUAGGAACAGUACUGGAGAGCCGCUCCUGUGAAGAAGCAAGCUUGUGUUCCUUGGCUUUUUACAUUGUUAAUUUUACUUGAAGGUGAUGUGCUGAGACUGCGUUUUUGCACUAUGCUGUACAUUUGUAAAAUUUUACAGAAAACACUAAUUAAACAUGUUUCCUUUUUCUCAUUUA
Molecule: messenger RNA, 4401 nt
Organism: Columba livia (rock pigeon)
Lineage: Eukaryota; Metazoa; Chordata; Aves; Columbiformes; Columbidae
Gene: HSF4
Product: heat shock transcription factor 4
Exons: 13
Coding region: 229-1536 (435 amino acids)
Biological process (GO): regulation of DNA-templated transcription
Molecular function (GO): DNA-binding transcription factor activity; sequence-specific DNA binding
Source: RefSeq, a predicted model, not a curated record